UGAGAUGGCUUUCUUGGAUCCUGCGAGAGACAAUGUCACUGUUACACAUAUUUAUCAAUUUGUUAGCCAAAGGUAAAGGAAACAAGGGAAUGAUGAAAAGUGGGAGCAAAAGAAAAGUAGAAAAGAAUUCCAAGAAAAUUAAAAGUAUGAGUGGAGAUAGCAGACAAAGGUAGAAUACUGAGGUGAGAGAAAGUGAGAUGAGAUGAGAUGAGAUGAUGGUUUAGGAGCUUCAAAUAAAGGGACCAGACCGUAGAGUGGAGGGUGUAGAUGAUGGUGGUGUGGUAUAAUAGAAGAUGAAGUGGAACAAGUAGCGGUUAGUCACUCUCUCUCAUCACUCUCUCUUUCAUGUCUACCACCAACAAAACCCACUGAAGCAAAUUAUCAUGAUGAAUCUCCCUCUGCACCCUGCACUCCGAAAAAGCGAUUACCAUCCUCAUCAAAACCUUCCUUCCCUUAAAUUUACCCCUUUCAACACCAGCCCCUCCUCAUCCACAACUCCCACCACCCCAAAACCAUGAAACCUUUUCUUCUUUUUCUCACAUUCUCCUUCCUUUGCCAAACACACCCACUCCUAGUUUUCUCUGCCACAACCCUGCCCCUUCAACUCAUCACCCUCCUCUCAAUAAAAUCCUCCCUCUUAGACCCUCUCAAUAACCUCCAUGACUGGGACCCCUCCCCCACUUCCAACUCCAAUCACCAAGACCCAAUAUGGUGUUCAUGGAGAGGCAUCACAUGCCACCCCAAAACAUCACAAAUCACCACCCUGGACCUCUCCCACCUCAACCUCUCCGGCACAGUCUCACCCCAAAUCCGCCACCUUUCCACCUUAAACCACUUAAACCUCAGUGGAAAUGAUUUCAGCGGGAGUUUCCAAUCCUCUAUUUUUGAACUAACAGAGCUGAGAACUCUAGACAUCAGCCGCAACUCCUUCAACUCAACCUUCCCACCCGGCAUAUCAAAGCUCAAGUUCCUCAGAUUCUUCAACGCUUACAGCAACAGCUUCACCGGCUCUCUCCCCCAAGACUUAACAGGCCUUCGUUUCCUCGAGCAGCUCAACCUCGGCGGAAGCUACUUCAGCGGCACAAUUCCACCAGGUUACGGCACUUUCCCCAGACUCAAGUUCAUAGACUUAGCAGGUAACAACUUGGUAGGUCCACUCCCUCCCCAGCUAGGCCACUUGGCUGAACUGGAACACUUGGAAAUCGGAUACAACAAUUUCUCAGGAACAUUGCCCCUGGAACUGGCAUUGCUGUCUAACCUCAAAUACUUAGACAUCUCAACAGCUAACAUCUCAGGGAACGUGAUCCCGGAGCUGGGAAACCUCACCAAGCUGGAAACCCUUCUGCUGUUCAGAAACCGGUUAACAGGGGAAAUCCCACCAAGCAUAGGAAAAUUGAAGUCCCUGAAAGGCCUUGACCUGUCAGAUAACGAACUCACAGGACCCAUCCCCACACAAGUCACCAUGCUAAAGGAACUAACCAUGCUCAACCUAAUGAACAACAACCUAACCGGAGAAAUACCAGAGGGAAUCGGAGAGUUACCAAAGCUGGAGACUCUGUUUCUCUUCAACAACUCACUCACCGGAACCCUACCUCAGCAACUAGGCUCCAACGGUUUACUACAGAGACUAGACGUGUCCACAAACUCACUGGAAGGUCCAAUCCCUAGAAAUGUCUGCAAUGGCAACAAACUGGUGAGACUCAUACUCUUCCUCAACAACUUCACCCGCUCUCUCCCACCCUCCCUCGCCAACUGCACCUCACUCACUAGGGUUCGCAUCCAAAACAAUUUCCUCAACGGUUCCAUCCCCCAAGGCCUCACGCUCCUCCCUAACCUAACGUUCCUCGACCUCAGCAACAACAACUUCCAAGGUCAAGUUCCAGAACACUUGGGAAACUUGCAGUACUUCAACAUCUCCGGAAACUCCUUCGGAACUCCCCUACCUUCCUCCAUUUGGAACGCCACUAAUCUUCAGAUCUUCUCCGCGGCUUUCUCCAACAUCACCGGCCAAAUUCCCGAUUUCAUAGGCUGCCAGACACUCUACAAGCUCGAAUUGCAUGGAAACGCCAUCAACGGAACUAUUCCCUGGGAUAUCGGACACUGCCAGAAACUCAUUGUGCUAAAUCUGAGCCGAAACGCACUCACCGGAAUCAUUCCCUGGGAAAUCUCCGUUCUACCUUCCAUCACCGACGUUGAUCUCUCUCACAAUUCUCUCACCGGAACCAUACCAUCGAACUUCAACAACUGCACCACGCUCGAGAAUUUCAACGUCAGCUUCAACUCCCUCACCGGUCCGAUUCCGUCGUCCGGCAUCUUCCCUAACCUGCAUCCUUCCUCCUACUCCGGGAACCAAGGCCUCUGCGGCGGCGUGCUGGCGAAGCCCUGCGCCGCGGACGCCCUGGCCGCGGCGGAAAACCAGGUCGACGUCCGGCGGCAGCAGCCGAAGAAGACAGCAGGUGCAAUCGUGUGGAUCGUGGCGGCGGCGUUCGGAAUCGGGCUGUUCGUGCUGGUGGCGGGGACGCGGUGCUUCCACGCGAACUACAAGCGACGGUUCGGCGACGAGGUCGGGCCGUGGAAGCUAACGGCGUUCCAGCGGCUGAACUUCAGGGCGGAGGACGUGCUGGAGUGUUUGUCGAUGUCGGAUAAGAUACUAGGGAUGGGAUCGACGGGAACGGUUUACCGAGCGGAGAUGCCAGGUGGCGAGAUGAUAGCCGUGAAGAAAUUAUGGGGAAAACAGAAAGAGAAUAUCCGACGGCGGAGAGGCGUUCUGGCUGAGGUGGAGGUGUUGGGAAACGUGAGGCAUAGGAAUAUCGUUAGGUUGUUAGGGUGCUGCAGCAACAGGGAGUGCACCAUGCUGCUUUACGAGUACAUGCCCAAUGGCAACUUGGAUGACUUGUUGCAUGCAAAGAAUAAAGGCGAUAAUUUAGUUGCUGACUGGUUCACCCGGUACAAGAUCGCCUUGGGCGUCGCUCAGGGAAUUUGCUAUCUUCACCACGACUGUGACCCCGUCAUCGUUCACCGCGAUCUCAAACCUAGCAACAUUUUAUUGGACGCUGACAUGGAGGCCAGAGUCGCUGAUUUUGGUGUUGCAAAGUUGAUUCAGACCGAUGAAUCCAUGUCUGUCAUUGCCGGAUCCUAUGGCUACAUUGCUCCUGAAUAUGCAUACACCCUCCAAGUGGAUGAGAAGAGUGAUAUCUACAGCUACGGAGUGGUCUUAAUGGAGAUCCUAAGCGGAAAACGUUCGGUGGAUUCAGAAUUCGGAGAUGGGAACAGCAUCGUGGAUUGGGUGAGGUCAAAGAUAAAGUCAAAAGACGGCGUGAACGAUAUACUGGACAAAAAUGCAGGUGCAGGGUGCACUCCGGUGAGGGAGGAAAUGAUCCAAAUGCUUAGAAUUGCCUUGCUUUGCACAAGCAGGAAUCCAGCGGAUAGGCCUUCAAUGAGGGAUGUUGUGUUGAUGCUGCAAGAGGCCAAGCCAAAGAGGAAAUUGCUUCAUAGUGUUGGGGACAAUGUGCUUGCUGUUGCUGACAUUCCUUUGCCACAAAAGCCAAACCUCGAUCAAUGCUAGCUAAUGUGUUUAUAUGAUUGAAAUGUUUUCUUUCCUCUUUUUUUUGGGAUAUUUUUCUUAUUGUGGGGGGAUUGGUAUAGGAGAAAGUCAUUUUCUGUUUUGCUUCCAAUGUUAUGACUCUUGUUUCCUAAUGCUUAUAUAUUCAAUACUCACAUGCUUGCCUCCCACUAGUAACCACCAAGCACCAAGUAUUCGGAAACACCUGUUACCAAGUUCUCAGUUGAGUUCUAUAAGACUAAAACAAAAA
This is a messenger RNA of Cajanus cajan (pigeon pea), 3812 nucleotides long. It is a transcript of the gene PXY, whose product is annotated as Leucine-rich repeat protein kinase family protein. Lineage: Eukaryota; Viridiplantae; Streptophyta; Magnoliopsida; Fabales; Fabaceae. Gene Ontology annotation, biological process: protein phosphorylation. The record is from RefSeq and is a predicted model, not a curated record. Gene Ontology annotation, molecular function: protein kinase activity; ATP binding; receptor serine/threonine kinase binding.